CCCUUUAUACUGACCUACAUCAAUUGUAGAAUACUCUAGCAACUAAUGGAUCUCUAGCUUAUAUAUAUACCUUCUCUACUAUUUCACUCAUAUCAUAUUCUAAUCGGAACGUCUAUUUGUCCUUGAACGAUACGCUUACAGGUCAAACUAAUGGAAUGACAGAAUCGCUAGAAGACUAUAUUCGACGGAUUCAAGGCUACAGCCCGGUUUUCGAACCUGGCAGACAAACGCAGAUCGAAGCACCCCAACUCCAGGCCGGACGAGUCAACCGCAUCCUCUUCUAUCCCGGCAGUUUCAACCCUCCGCAUGUGGGCCAUAGCGCCCUGCUCCAGCAUGUAUUCAAGACGAGUGCAAGCCACAUGAAUUUCAUUGCCGCCGUGGUGUUCCCUCUGGAUGAUGAGGCACUCGUGGAGAGACUAGAAUCGGACAGGAACCCCUUGGUAUUGAAGAAACACGAGCGGAUCAGGCUUUGGCGUGGUCAUGGACCGGCAGCUGGUCAUGUUUGGGUGUACGAUCACCCAGUCAGCAGCUGGUGGCAGUUGCACGACAGACUCAUCCAAGAUGUCGCCCGCGAUGGGUUCAAAUUGGAGAUCUCUGUUCUUUUUGGUCCGGAUAAUCUGUCCCAGUUGGAAGAAUUUCCUGCUCAGCCAUGGGGCUGUAACGAGUGUCUCUUCAGUGAUAUCGGCAGAGACGCCGUGAUCACCUCCGGGCAUAAGGACAGCAGUCCUGGUCUGACGCCAUUGAAACAGCUCGAUCUCUAUGGCCCCUGGGAACGAACUGUCGUCGGUUCUCUCUGUCGUCGGGACGAUGACCCUCCCUCAACAAUACACUUCAUACCGAAGCCUGACGAUCAAGUUGUACCGCAAACCAGCUCCUCAGAGAUUCGACGGGCAAUUCGGAAUUCCCUGCCAGGUCGGUUGGAGAUUGAUCUGCAUGGUCUGGUUCUGAAUCCUGAUGUUUUGGCUGAAAUCCUCGCACGAAGGAGAUGAGGUAGUUGAAAAAAACAGACUAUUCUGCAACUUUUCAGGGUCUUCUAAAAAUAACCAGUAGCAGGGCCCCGACCUAUCAAACUACUGGUAUUACCAUUACAACACUGGUCCUUACAAAACCAGGCUC
Penicilliopsis zonata CBS 506.65 is the source of this 1116-nucleotide messenger RNA. RefSeq lists its product as hypothetical. The record is from RefSeq and is a predicted model, not a curated record. The transcript has a single exon. Bases 156 to 989 code for a protein of 277 amino acids. NCBI's taxonomy places the organism in Eukaryota, Fungi, Ascomycota, Eurotiomycetes, Eurotiales, Aspergillaceae.